This is a messenger RNA of Dromaius novaehollandiae (emu), 3985 nucleotides long. RefSeq names its product adaptor related protein complex 5 subunit beta 1 (gene AP5B1). The coding region runs from base 93 to 2351 and encodes 752 amino acids. NCBI's taxonomy places the organism in Eukaryota, Metazoa, Chordata, Aves, Casuariiformes, Dromaiidae. Gene Ontology annotation, biological process: endosomal transport. The record is from RefSeq and is a predicted model, not a curated record. Gene Ontology annotation, cellular component: AP-type membrane coat adaptor complex; lysosomal membrane. The transcript is spliced from 2 exons.
CCGUCGCGCCCCGCGGCGAGGCGGAAGCGCCCCGCCGUAUCUCGUCGCGCCCCGCGGCGGCGCCUGCGCAGCGCCGUCCCCCCGCGGCCGCCAUGGCGGCGGCGGCGCUCGCCGAGGCCUGGGCGCGGCUCGGGGCGGCCCUGGGCGCCGGCGACGACCGGGACCCGCCCGAGGUGCGCGCGCUGCGCGGCCCCGCCCCCGCCCGCCGCCACCAGGUGGCGGUGCUGUGGCUGCUGCUGGAGCACCCGGAGCUGGCGGCGGGGGAGGAGGCGGCGGGGGCCCUGCUGGCGCUGCUGGCGCUGCCGGAGCCGCCGGGGCCGCCGCGGGCGCUGCUGCUGCUGGCCACCGUCACCGUGCUGCUGGCCGCCGGGCCGCCGGGCCACCGUAGCGCCGCCGCCGCCACCGCCUUCGCCGCCCUGCUGCGCCGCCCCGGCGAGCCGCGACCCGGCGCCGCCGCCGAGUGCCUGCGGGAGCUGCGCGACGCCGACGCCGUCGCCGCGACGUCCCCGUCGCCGUCGCCGGCCGCCGCCGCGGCGCUGCUGGACGCCGCCUUCCUGCAGCCGCCGGCGGCCCAGGCGCGGGCCCUGUGGGCGCUGAGCCGGGCGGCCCCGGCGGCGCCGGCGGCGUUGAAGGCGCCGCUGGGGCGGCUGCUGGGGGGGGCCGGGGGGGCGGCGGCCCCGCUGCACGGGGCGCUGCGGCUGAAGGCGGCCUUGGGCGAGGCGCUCUUCACCGCCGAGGACGAGGCCUUCCUGCUGCGGCGCCUGGCCGCGCUGGCCCAGCACCCGGCCCUGCCGCCGCCGCGCCGCCUCUUCUUCCUCCACUGCGUCGCCGCCUUCCCCGAGAACCGGCCGCUGGGCGCCGGCGGGCCGCCCGUGCUGCUCACGCCCCGCCUGGCCGCCGGGCUCUUCCCCGCGCGCUGCGAGGCCCCGCCGGGCGCCCUGCCGCCCCGCUUCGCCCUGGCCGCCGCCGUCUGCGCCGAGGACGGCGGCCCCGAGGCCCGGCGCGGCGCCCGCUGCCUCCGCCGCUUGGCCCUGGAGCUGGCGGCCGCGGGGCCGCCGGCGGCGACGCUCUUCUGCCGCGCCGCCGCCGUCUACGCCGCGCGCCUGGGCCCCGACGCCGCGCUGGCCGCCGCCGCCGCCGGCCUCUACGCGCGGUGCCCGGCGCUGGCCCCGGCGCUGCUCGACUUGGCCGCGGCCGCCGGGCCGGGCUGGGCGGCGGCGCUGGGGGCGGCGCUGCGGCGGGCGGCGCUGGCGGCGGCGGCGGCGGAGGGCGACGAGCUGCGGUGGCACCUGCGGGUGCUGGCGCGGGCGCCGGGGGCGGCGGGCGGCGGGGCGGCGGCAGCGGCGCGGCGGCUGCGGCGUUUGGCGGUGGCGGCGGCGGGCGAUUGGCGCGGGGGCCACGCCGCCCUGGCCGCCGCCGCCCGCCUCCUGCCCGCCCCGCCGCCGCCGCUGCCCGCUGCCGACGUGGACGUGCGCGACCGGGCCCGGCUCUACGGCAAGCUGGCCGCCGCCGUGGGCGCCGACAAGCUGGCCGCCAUCACGCGCCCGGGCGACGGCACCGCUGCCGCGCGGCCCCGGGCGUUUUCGGCGCCGGCCGCCCGCCGUCGCCCAACCGAGCCGCCGCCGGCGUUGUGCUUGCACCGCCUGCCCCAACCGCCGCCGCCGCCGCUACAGCCGGCGCCGGCUGACGAGCCGACGGACUCCCCGGCGGCGUACGGCCGCGCGGCCGCCCGACGCCGCGCCGCGCCGGCGCUUCGCCUCCGCCUGCGCCUGGAGCCGGGGCCGCAGCGGCUGCUGGCGCUGCAGCUGCGGCUUCGCCCGCCCGGCGGCCCCGCGGCCGAGACCCGCCUGCCGGCGCUGGGCCCGCGGGGCGCCGAGGUGGCCGUCGCCCUCCGGCCCCGCGGCGCCGGCCGCCCCGUUGCCGCCGCCGCCGCCUUCACCGCGCCGGGCGGCCGGGUGGCGACGGUCCGGCUGCCGCCGCUGCCGCUGACGCCGGCGGAGCUGCUGCGGCCGCUGGCGCUGCCGGCGGGGUGGGGGCCGGGCCGGCGCCGCCGGGCCUUCGGGGCCAUGUGGGCGGCGCUGGGGGCGGCGGGGGGGGCCGAGACGGUGCUGCCGCGGGCGGCGGCGGUGGUGGAGGGGGGGGGAGCGGGGCCGGGGGGGCUGCCGCCGGCGCUGGCCGCCUUCGCCGUGGCGCCGCGGGGCGACGGGUGGCUGCUGGCGGCGGCGCUGCCGGGCCGGGGGCUGGCGCUGGCUCGGCUCCGCGGGCCCCGCGUCGAGGCCCGGGCCGCUCGCUGGGCCGCCCUGGUGCCCCUGGGCCGCUUCCUGCGCCAAGCCGGCGCUGCUGCCGCGUGACGCCCCCCCGGCACGCGUGGCAGAGCGUGGUGGGGCGUGGUGGGGUGUUUUGGAGCAUUUUGGGGUGUUUUGGGACGUUAUGGGGCUUGUGAAUGCAUGUUGGGGUGUUUUGGAGCAUUUUGGGGCAUGUUGGGGUGUUUUGGGGCGUGUUGGGGCCAGUCAACGCGUGUCAACAUGUGUUGGGGCGUGUCAGGGCAUUUUGGGGCGUGUUGGGGUGUUUUGGGGCCUGUCAAUGCAUGUCAACACAUGUUGGGGUGUUUUGGGGCAUUUCAGGGCGUGUUGGGGUGUUUUGGGGCGUGUUGGGGCCUGUCAACACGUGUCAACACGUGUUGGGGCGUGUCAGGGCAUUUCGGGUCGUGUUGGGGUGUUUUGGGGCGUGUUGGGGCCUGUCAACACGUGUUGGGGUGUUUUGGGGCAUUUCAGGGCGUGUUGGGGCGUGUUGGGGCCUGUUAACACGUGUCAACACAUAUUGGGGCGUGUCAGGGCAUUUUGGGGUGUGUUGGGGUGUUUUGGGGUGUGUUGGGGCCUGUCAACACGUGUCAACACGUGUUGGGGUGUUUUGGGGCAUUUCAGGGCGUGUUGGGGCGUGUUGGGGCCUGUUAACACGUGUCAACACAUAUUGGGGCAUGUCAGGGCAUUUUGGGGUGUGUCGGGGUGUUUUGGGGCGUGUUGGGGCCUGUCAACACGUGUCAACACGUGUUGGGGCGUGUCAGGGCAUUUUGGGGCGUGUUGGGGUGUUUUGGGGCGUGAUGGGGCCUGUCAAUACGUGUCAACACGUGUUGGGGCGUGUCAGGGCAUUUCGGGGCGUGUUGGGGUGUUUUGGGGCGUGAUGGGGCCUGUCAACGCAUGUCAACACAUGUUGGGGCCUGUCAACGCGUGUUGGGGUGUUUUGGGGCAUUUUAGGGCGUGUUGGGGUGUUUUGGGGCGUGUUGGCGCCUGUUAACACGUGUCAACACAUGUUGUGGUGUUUUGGGGCAUUUUGGGUCGUGUUGGGGUGUUUUGGGGCAUGAUGGGGCCUGUCAACACGUGUCAACACGUGUUGGGGCCUGUCAACGCGUGUUGGGGUGUUUUGGGGCAUUUUGGGGUGUGUUGGGGCAUUUUGGGUCACGAUGGGGCCUGUCGACACGUGUCAACGCGUGUCAGGGCAUGAGGGGGCCUCUCAGGGCGUUUUGGGGUGUUUUGGGGCAUAUCGGGGCGUGUCAGGGUGUGUUGGGGUGUUUUGGGGCCUGUUGACACGUGUCAACACAUGUCGGGGUGUGUUACCCCGUGUCGCGGCGUGUUACCCCAUGUCACGGCAUGUAACUCCAUGUCAGGCCAUGUUAUUGCGUGUCAGGCCAUGUUACCCCGUGUCGCGGCGUGUGACCCCGUGUGACCCCGUGUCCCCCCGGGCCGGGCCGCGCUCGCCCGUGUUCCUCCGCGUCGACCUGCGUCUCUCCGUGUUGCCCUGGGUUCUCCCCCGUUUUGGGCUGUUUUUUUCCUGUUUCGGGCCAUUUUCCCCCAUUUUGGGCCCAGUUUCCCCCGUUUUGUGCCGUUUCCCCCAUUUCGGGCCAUUUUUCCCUGUUUCGGGCCGUUUUUCCCCUGUUUCGGGCCACGCUGUCGCCCCGCGGCGGCUGUUGAACACGAGGUUGAACAGA